Crotalus tigris (Tiger rattlesnake) is the source of this 8099-nucleotide messenger RNA. RefSeq names its product Bardet-Biedl syndrome 9 (gene BBS9). The transcript has 21 exons. The record is from RefSeq and is a predicted model, not a curated record. NCBI's taxonomy places the organism in Eukaryota, Metazoa, Chordata, Lepidosauria, Squamata, Viperidae. Gene Ontology annotation, biological process: cilium assembly. The coding region runs from base 413 to 3100 and encodes 895 amino acids. Gene Ontology annotation, cellular component: membrane; BBSome.
UUUGUCGAGGUACUAUGACAACGGCAACAAAAAUGGCGGUGUGUGGAGUGGCUUCCUUAGUGUCUGUGGCUUUUCAUCUCAUUGACGCGUAAUUAGGCUCAUCUACCUUUUUGUUUAGUAGAUAUGAUUUUAUGUUCUCCAUGGCCUUUUCUGCUUACUUAAUUUCUCAUGGGUUUCUCAUGUAAUGCUGGCAUAAAAGGGCUGCACUUAAAAGAUUACCGUUCUGACAGAGCAAGAAGACAUAAAGUAUACGAGAAGGGACUCUCUAGUGCUCAGUUCUCUGGUAACACGCAUGGGCUGCUUCAGCUCUUGGAAUUGUCCUUCUCUGUAACUGUAAAUUUGUGUAAGGAAGCAUAGGUGAAGAAAAAAAGGAAGAUUCAUCAGUUACCGAACAAGUCGGAUCUGACAGAGAAUGUCUUUAUUUAAAGCCCGGGAAUGGUGGUCUACAAUAGUGGGCAAUAAAGAAGAAUUUGAUCAAGGAUGUUUAUGUGUUGCAAAUGUUGACAAUAGCAGUAGUGCACAAGAUAAAAUUAUUGUAGGCAGUUAUAUGGGAUUUCUUAGAAUCUAUAAUCCACAUCCUAUAAAACCUGGAGAUGCUGUGCAAGCUGAAGAUAUGCUCUUGGAAGUGCAAUUAUGUGAACCAAUAUUACAAGUGGAAGUAGGAAAAUUUGUUUCUGGCACAGAAUUGCUUCAUCUGGCUGUAUUGCACUACAAAAAAUUAUGCGUCUAUGCUGUCUCAGGAAGUUUAGGAAAUAUAGAACAUGGCAACCAAUACCAGCUAAAAUGUAUGUAUGAACACAGUCUUUAUCGAACAGCAUAUAACAUGACACACGGACCAUUUGGAGGUAUAAAAGGUCAAGAUUUGAUCUGUGUACAGUCUGUGGAUGGAAUGCUGAUGUUGUUUGAACAAGAAAGCUACUCGUUUGGCCGUUUUCUUCCUGGCUUUCUUCUUCCUGGUCCACUGACAUAUAGUUCUAGAACAGAUUCAUUCAUUACUAUCUCUUCCUGUCGACAAGUUGAGAGCUACAGGUAUCAAGUACUUGCAUUAGCAAAAGAUGCUGAAAUACAAGAAACUGAGCAACAAAAAAUUGGAUCUGGAAAAAGACUUGUGGUGGACUGGAUUUCAAACAUUGGGGAACAAGCCCUGGACAUAUGUGUUGUUUCAUUUAAUCAGCUUAUUUCCUGCAUAUUUGUUCUUGGGGAGAGAAAUUUUUUUUGCCUUAAGGAUAAUGGACAAAUUCGGUUCAUUAAAAAGCUUGACCACAGCCCAAGUUGCUUUCUUCCAUACUCAGUGUCUGGGACUGCCAUAAACACACUGAUUGGAAAUCACAACAGCAUCUUACAUAUUUAUCAAGACAUGACUCUAAAAUGGGCAACUCAGCUUCCUCAUAUUCCUGUGGCAGUACGACUGGGGAAAUUACUAAAUUUGAAAGGUGUGAUUGUUACACUGAAUGAUAGUGGCUAUCUACAAUGUUCUUACCUUGGUACUGAUCCUUCUUUAUUUCAAGCUCCUAAAGUUGAAGCUAGGAAUAUUAAUUAUGCAGAAUAUGAUGCAGAAAUGAAUAAACUCCAGAAAAUUAUUAAAGAAGCCAGGAAAAUUAAAGAUAUCUUGCCUAAGUCUGAAAAAAGUGAAGAUUUUGCACUUGGUGUGACAGUCUUGCCUGAUCUGGAUUCAGUUUCUCAAACUAUUGACAGUGAAAUUAAAGCAGAGGUGAUUCCUUCUGUGAUGAUAAAGAUUGAAGUUGAAAGCAGACUACCAACAGUUACAAAAUUAACAGUAUGCGUCCCAUGUCCUUUAGCAUUGACCCAAAACUCCUUCAUUUUAGAAUUAGAAUCUUCUGUAUCUAAAAAAGUUGUACUUUUUGCUUUUCUAAAAGGGAACUAUCUACCAGCAGAUUUGGAAGGUAGUGUUAUAGCAUCGUACAAUACUGCAGCAGGUGCACCAAGGGUUGCCCAAUGCAAAUUCCGAUUACCUUUGCGGCUCGUUUGUUUUCCUGCUCAGCCUUCAAAAACAGCAAGCCAGAAGUUAACUAUUGAUACCAACAAACCUACAGUCAGCCUUAUUACUCUUUUUUCAGACUUUGCUGAUCAAAUUGAUGAAGAUCAACUUAAUGUGUUAGGAUUUCAAUUAUUAGCUGGCUCCAGAGUCACUUUACUUGCUUCGAAAACAUCUCAGCGUUACAGAAUCCAAAGUGAACAAUUAGAAGACAUUUGGCUAAUUACAAAAGAACUCACUCUUCGUCUUGAGCAACAUUUCAGGAGGCAAAAUUACAAAGAUUUUGUAUGCACUUUUUCUGGUCCAAUCCCUUUACAAGACUAUUUUGACAUAAUUGAUCAUCAUUUUGAGCUUCGUUUGAAUGCUGUGAAGUAUGAGCAACUAUUAGCUGAAAGAGCCAUACAGUUUAGAGCUAUUGAACGGCGUUUACUGACAAGGUUUAAAGAUAAAACUCCAGCUCCACUUCAACAUCUGGACACCUUGUUAGAAGGAACAUACAGACAGGUAAUAGCUCUAGCAGAUGCAGCUGAAGAAAACCAAGCCAUUAUGUUCCAGGCAUUCACAAAAUUAAAAAGUGCCACCCAGCUGGUAAUUCUGCUGAUUAGUCUAUGGCAAAAACUGAAUGUUGACCAAGUUGCUAUCCUGGAAGCUACAUUUCUGCCAUUAACACAGAAUACUCAAGAAUUGGGUUGGGAAGAAAGUGUGGAUGCUUCUAUCUCUCAUUUGUUAAAAACAUGUCUGUCCAAGAGUUCGAAAGACCAUGCUCUUACACUUUUUAAUCAAUUAUGUAUCCCCAAGGAUACUAGUAGAUUGAAGAAGCACAUAACUUUACUCUUCGAUAGACUGGCAAAAGGUGGUCGUAUGUCUCUAAACACAGAUCUAGACUUUCACCAACCUAUGCUUUUGUCAGUUGAAAUAUGCUGCUGGUCAAGAAAGAAAUGGAAUGCAUAUCCUUUUUAUGAGAAAAGGGGACAAAGAAGAAACAAUUGCCCAUCUGUAACUGAGUUUGAAGAUUCAAAUUAUUUAAAAUACAGGGAACUUUAUUUGAAUGAGAUUGGCUACUACUAUAAAUAUUACAAAAUAAAAAUAAAAACUCUCUCAUAAUAUAAUACUACAUUAAAUGCCAUACGGGAGCACACUUCAAGUCUACAGAAGCAAAGGAAUGCAAGUCUCAAGCUUCAGGCUUUGUUGGUUUGCCUUGAUUUGUAGUUCUGACUUUUUUGUUCAAUAUUCCCAGUGGCCACUUUCACAGGAAUUUUUCUGCAUGGUGAUAAUCAUUCAGGAUAUUUUAGAAUGCAAAGCAAGAAGAUAAAUGUCCCUCCUCAUCCUUUCUAGUGUACCAGAAACAAAAUUCCUCUUGUAUUUAUUUGAUUUUGUGUGUCUCUUCCUAGAUUGUUUGAUCCUUCUUUCAUCAGAUAGUUUAAUCAAAAAGUGUAAAUAUUUUUGAGAAAUAACAAAUAGUCUAACACUCUUAUAUUUUAUUUUAUGCAAUAAACUUCUAUAAAGUUCUAAGUUUAAAAAUAUUUGUUCUUAUUUGUUUACCCAUAGAAGAUGGUAGAGGACAGGAAGACCUGGAGGAAUGUUGUCCAUGGGGUCGCGAUGGGUCGGACACGACUUCGCAAUUAACAACAACAACAACAACAACAAUGUUAUGCUUCUAUUUUGGCAUAUCAUGACCUUUUAAUAAGGGGAGGAAAGCUGCAAAUUAAGAAUUUCCCAAUUUAUCAAAUAUUCAAAUCACAUAUAUUUUAAGUUUAGAAUCCAGAAUUUUGUUGAUAUGAUUCAUCUGUAAAUUAUAUUGUUGCUUUAUUACUGUUUUGAAGACAGUAACAAAUAUACCAAUAGAUUAAUGAAAUAAUCACCAAUAAAAUAAUUUCUCAAAUAUCUUUAAUGUCUUUAACUAAUAUCUUUACUUCCAGUAGCCUUAAUCAGUUCUCAAACUCUCUUUUUUUAAUUGCCUGAAGGGGCAUGGGUGAUUCUUCUCCAUUUGUUUAUUGCCUGCCAUUUUAAUUAAUGUACUUCUUGACUCUAUGUCCCUGUUCAUUAAUGAAGCUAUUAAAUGAGACAGGAUCUUGAAGUAAUCUUUACAGCACCUCAGCAUGUGCUAACAACACAGAACAAAAGAUGUUCCAUAUCAAACUGACCUUUGCCAACCUCACCCAGUUCUUCACAUCAUCCUUUUAAUGGUCCUUUGGAAAGCAGGCGCUUUGAGAAAAGGAGCCCCCACAGAUCUCCCUCAGGAAAUUAACGCUCUUGUGGAGACUUCAUUGCUUUGGUCUUUUGUGUCCCCAGAAUGUUCUUUCCACUGAGCUGAUUAGCCUUGGGGUGGUGUUUUGCAUCUUUGGUAAAGUUUGUUCAACUACUUAACAGUGCUCCUAGCCACUUUUUCUAAGUACCUAGAUUCCUUAGAAUCAAAAACUGUAACAAAAUGGGGAGGGGGAGGGGCUUAAAUUGCAGCUGAAUUACAAAGAUUACAGCUUCCAGCUCAACUUUCCAAUAACACUUUUUUUUGUUUACAUUGUGAACACAGUUAAAAGGAGUUAAUGAAAAUAUAGUUAUCUAAAAAACCCUUUCUCUGAUUAUUGUCUUGCAGUAAUGUAAAGCAUUAGCUAUAAAAUAGUAGUAUUUGGGUCUCCUGAAAAAAAAACUCAUUUUUCAUCAACUUAUAACUAUCCGUUUAAAAAUGGGGGCAAAAAUGAAAUACAGACAGGUGAAGUAACUCUCUAAUUUAGAAUAGAAAAGGACCAGGAAAUUUAAUUGCACAGAAAACUUGUUUUUUGUGUUACAAGCAUUCGGGCAAAUGAUAGAAUUGCAAUUUAUUAUCAACAAGGCUGCUUGGUAUAACCACAUUUAUUUUUUAUGUUCUUUCUGUUUCUCUGCAGAUUUGCCAGAGGAUGAAUUACAGGAAGCAGAAAUACCAUGAAAAGUGCAAAAAAACCUUCAGGAGGAUUUAAAAAAUCUGUGCAAUUACAAUCCAAAAGUAAUACUUUAUUUUCAUACUGAAUACAGUAAGCCUCAAGAAGCAGGCCCACUAUUAGAGAAAAAUACUUCCCUUUUUAGCUACUGAUUUUAGAGAUAUUUCCCCAAAGUGACAUUGUAGGUGGAAACAUUCUGUAACUGAUAUGCAAUUAUAAACUCUAAGUAGAAAUCCAUGUUGAUCAAAACGUUUAAUAUAUUUAAAUAUUGACAUAUUGGACCAUGAAAGUAUCCUGCACUUUAAAGUUCCUUUUUUCUUUCUCUCUUGUAACAUAAUAGUAGAUUUUGAUAAAAAAUAAUAAUUCUGUCAUCUGAUGACAAUUAUGUUUACUAUUUCAAAUACACAAUAAUUCAUGAAAUUUAUUUGGAUUUCACUUCUGAUUUAUAAAUUUGAUGUUGAGUUGUACUGUGUAAGUUUAUAGCAACUGCUUUGUUUUUGUGCAGAAAGGUCUGUGAAGUCUCAGUCCUUGGCCUAUUCUGGAUGUUUUAUUCACUUACCUGAAGUCUUUUUAUCUAAAAAUAAAACUAUUUUAAUGACAAUUCCUUUAUGCUUAGCUCUAGGAUCUUGUUGAAUAAUUUCAAAGAGAGGACUUUACCUAUGCAAACUAAUCAUACAACAAACAUAGCUGGGAAUUCUUUUCUGAGAUCAUUUCUUAAAUUUUUAUCUCAGCUGGGCAGUUUAUCCAGUCUUGAUUGAAUUGUGUUCAAUCUAAAAUGUUGUUAGUAUAUAAUAAUUAUUUCCAGACAUGGUACAUGUUUCUGAAUUAACACUAUUUCCAUCUUGACUUCAUUAGUCUUUUUGCGUGUUUUUUCUGAUAUUCAUAAUGUAUUUUAGAAAAAAAAUAUGCAAAAAGGCUAAUGAAGUCAAAAUGGAAAUAGUGCUAAUUCAGAAAUAUGUACCAUUGUCUGAAAAUAAUUCAGAGUUCCCUGGCUCCAAUUCUACAUGUUCCAAUUAAAGCACAUGCUUCUCUUUUUGUUUUGGUCUAGUUGUCGUACCACAUUAAUUUAUAGAGUUACUGCUCUCUUAUAAUAUAUGCAACAUGAAUUCCAAGCAAUUGUCUCAGAUUUUCUUGUCAGUAUAAAUAAUUUUAAGAACUAACCAAAUCUCUUAGCACCUUGAAUACAUUCCCUUGGCAAGUGAUCCAGAUCACUUCCGUUGAAACAGCAAAAUGCAAAUGAACAUGUAAUUCUACUAGGAAGUUAGAAAUUUAGUAUUUCAAUGAUUUUAUUAAACUAGGAUUAUUUUGCAUUGUUCUUAGUUCAGACCGUAGUUGGGCAGCAAAGAUUUAGUUCUGCUGAUUUCUUGAAAACAACUGGACCUGCAGCAUUUUUUUAAUUUUUAGGAUAUUGUUAAUUUGUAAGGAAGUACAGCCUAUUUUUUUAAAUCUUAAAAUAGAGCUGGAACAAUUAGAAUUCACAGAAAAGACAUUCUCACUAAAAUGACUAGAAAUAUUAAAAUUUUUCAGCAAAAUUAUAUUGCUGGCUCAUUGAAGUAUUAAUAAAAACCUGAAUCAUAGCCACCAGUCCCCUUUCCCCCCACCCCCCACCCCGAUUCUUCCAACUAUUGAAAAAGAAAAAUGAAUUGACAAAGAAAGAAAGGGCUCAGUUAAAUUUAUAGUCCCCACUGACAUCCAUUUGGAUUUGAAUUCACGGAUGUCUUAAGUAUGAUUUAUCAAUGAAUAUUCCUGCUCAUGCAUUCUGAUUUUUCCCUUGAGUAUUCUUCUUAAGAAAUAAUUGUUAAUAACAAAAAUUAUCCUAUGACUUCUUUUCAACUUGUUAUGAGAACACUGAUAAUUCUAGAAGUAUGUUAUCGAUAGCAUGGUAAGCUCAAAAAAAUUAAUCAAUAUGGAAUGAUACAUUCAAUAAGUAAUAUUUAUCAUGUUAACUGUUCAGAAUUUUAUCAGUUUAGGCCCCACUCUGUGCUAAGUUUUCAUAAGCCUAGAUAAGGGAGUUUAGAUUGGAAUGCAUGGCUUAUUCAUGUCCAUUCACAUAUCAGAUUUUUAAACCGUGAAUCAGAAUUAUAAUUAUUAUAUAAACUAAAGUUAUUUUUAAUCAAAAUUAAAAUUGCUAUGUUCUAAACUGGCGUGGCAAAACGAAGUACAAAUCUGCAUAUACAAUUAAAAGAGUUUAUAUAGCAGUUUAAAGACAAGCCAAUAUUAUGUCCAAGCAUAUAUUGUCAAGAAAAUGCAUGAAAUGUUUAUCAAUUCCCUCUUUUUAAGCACACAGUAAAAUUUAGCAGCAUAAGUAUCAGAUACUAAUCAAGGGCCCAUAUUUUAUUGUUCCUGCUUAUGAUAUGAGUAAGCGUAAUGCAAGGUUUCCCUCAUGUAAUGAAGAGUUGUACAACUCUCAUGUUUAUCACUAGGAAGAAUUAGCAAAUAUGGUGUUUCAGUAUUUUUAAACAGAGAGCAUGUGCUAUUAAUAGGAAAAUAAGAUCAAUAACCCAUUAUUUAAAGCAAACCUUAACAGUCACUAUCUAUUAAAAGGAGAUCAACAAGUCUGUUUUCAGUAGCCAGCUAAACUAAAUAGCCAAAAUGAAUUCAUUUACAAUUCAGGCAAUAAUGUCACUGAAUAUUUUUACAUAAAGUAGAAGUUGCAUUCUGAAUAAUUUGAUUUCCAAAAACAAAAGUUAUUAAAGACAAAUGAUUGUAUAUGUAAAAAAAGUCAAGGAGAAAAAAAAGCCAAUUUAUUAAUUUUGGAAAGUCAAAUGUACAGAUAUCAAUAGAAAUCUCCCAGAGUUCAACUGAGUGGCUAUAUGAAUGUUUUAAAUAAAUGGGUGGCUAUAUGAAUGUUUUAAAUAAAUAAAUGUUUAUGUUUUUAAGUCAGUGAAUAUAACAUUGGUGACAAAAUCAUAUAAUAUUCUACAGCAAAAUUAAGAGCUAUUAAGUUAGUGAUAUCACAAGCUGCAAAGCAUAAAUACAAAUUUCUUACAUAAAAUCUUAUUUAUAUUUUAAUAGGGUGUAAGUACAUAAAUCUCAUUAAAUAUUUACAUCUGUUGAAUAAAUAUUAUGUCAUUAUUUUAAAAGUAUGCUAUAAUUGUAUAAGAUGCUAUAAUAAUAAUAAUAAGUUGGAAGGGACCUUGGAGGUCAUCAAGUCCAACCCCCUGCUCAGGCAGGAACCCUACACCAUU